UCCUGUUGUUAAGUGAGGAUCAUGCGUCAUUACACAAGUCCCAGAUAGCUCACAAGCAGGCUGGCCAUCAGGUUAUGCAGAGUGAAUUUAGCAGGCCCAGGAGUGGCUGCUGCCAUGCAGGGCAGAAUUCAAGUGUGGUAGAAUGUUCACCUGGAGAAACAGUGGUGAGGAGUUUGGAAAAUAUGAGCUUUCCCGGAGACAGGCCCAGAUUAAGAGACUAUGUCACUAUGAAGUCCCAAAAUGGAUUAGGAGGGAGAUAAGAACAGGUUCAGGUAGCCGCACCCUAUCAUCUCUCAGGAUAUAGGUUACAGCUUUAGUUUGGCAAGAUUCUGCCCAUUAGGUGCAAGCAAAUAAAGAAUGUGCCAACAGCUCCACAGCAGCUAGCAGCCUCCUUACUUGAGCAUCACCAUCAGGUAGACAGAUGCACAGUUCAAUAAGCUGCUGUAGUGCAAAGUUGUGCAACAAGUUGUCCAGCAGUAGCAGUUGAACCAGUGCUAGUGCACUCUAUGGAAGCUUACCAGCGAAAUACAGAGGAGUUGUAGACCAACUGAGAAUCUUUCUGGCUCCGAAUGAAAUGUUCAACAAUAGCAGAGCAAUGGAGUUCCCAACAGAUCACAUUGGUGUGACCUUUUUAUUGAAUUCGAUGAAAGGGGUGGGCUGUGAAAUGGGCCAUUCCAAGGAUAGAAGGCAAUGACUUGAUACUGGACAACUACCAGAACUUCAUCAGGAGAUUUAGACACAAUUUCAACGAUCCAAUUUGGAGAAUCACAGUCAGUUGGGAAAUUUGGAAACUCAAACAGAGAAACAAGUGCUCACCAGGGGAACGCCACUAGCCUCCAUCAUGAGAGCUCACAGGAGGGAACAAGCCAGCAAAUAAAGAGAGCUCAAGACAAAGGGGGAAUUUCAUUAAGAUGCUGUUAUCAAUAGGAAUGUUAAUGAUGUCUGCCACUCAGAUUUAUACUAUUCUCACAGUUCAGCUGUUUGCUUUUUUAAACCUAUUGCCAGUAGAAGCUGAUAUCUUAGCGUUUAAUUUUGAAAAUGCAACACAGACAUUUGAUGACUUACCAGCAAGAUUUGGUUAUAGGUUGCCUACUGAAGGUUUGAAGGGCUUCCUAAUAAAUUCAAAACCCGAGAAUGCCUGUGAGCCUAUAAUUCCUCCACCUCUGAAGGAUAACUCAUCCCGUGAAUUCAUUGUAUUAAUCAGAAGACUUGACUGCAAUUUUGAUAUAAAGGUUUUGAAUGCACAGAGAGCUGGGUUUAAGGCAGCAAUUGUUCACAAUGUUGACUCUGAUGACCUCAUUAGCAUGGGAUCUCAAGACAUUGAAAUUUUAAAGAAGAUUGACAUUCCAUCAGUUUUCAUUGGCGAAACAUCUGCGAAAACUCUUAAAGAAGAAUUUACUUUCGAAAAAGGAGGCCAUAUUGUGCUAAUUCCAGAGUUCAGCCUUCCUUUGGAAUAUUAUCUAAUCCCAUUCUUAAUAAUUGUGGGAAUCUGUCUCAUCCUUAUAGUUAUAUUCAUGAUAACAAAAUUUGUUCAGGACAGACACAGAGCAAGAAGGAAUCGUCUUCAAAAGGAUCAGCUUAAGAAACUUCCAGUACAUAAGUUCAAGAAAGGAGAUGAAUAUGAUGUUUGUGCCAUUUGCCUGGAUGAAUAUGAGGAUGGAGAUAAACUCAGAAUUCUUCCUUGUUCUCAUGCCUACCAUUGCAAAUGUGUGGAUCCUUGGCUAACUAAAACGAAGAAAACGUGUCCUGUCUGUAAACAGAAAGUGGUCCCUUCUCAGGGAGAUUCUGAUUCUGAAACAGACAGCAGUCAGGAGGAGAAUGAAGUCUCUGAGAAUACUCCUUUGCUCAGGCCGAUUGCUUCAGUUAGCACUCAGUCUUUUGGGGCAUUAUCAGAGUCAUACUCUCAUCCAAAUAUGACAGAAUCUUCAGACUACGAGGAGGAGGAGGAGGAGGAGGAGGAGGAGGAGGAGGAGGAAAGAAAUGAAGAUAUUGACAGUAGCGAUGCAGAGAAUGGAGUGACGGAAGAAAGUGUAAUAGUCCAGCUACAGCCCAAUGAUGAAAAAGAUUACAGAGCAGCAGAUGCUGUUUGAACUGAAAAAUGGGCAGUGUUACAUGAACUCCUCUCCCCAGAGACCUCUCACCUUAUGUACCUGUACAUAAGAGAAGUGCAUUGCAGCCCUUCCAUUGCUUCACUAGAAGCACCUGUUCAUAUAGCAUUCUAUAGUUUAAUCUCAUUGCAGGUUUCUUUUCUUUUUGUUUAUUCGGUUUGUCUUGAAGACAAGCAUUUUAACAGGACUUCACAAUGUUAGUAAUGGGGCUUCCACCACUAAAUAUAAUGCACCCCCACAAAAGAGGUAUAUCAGCAUCUUGUUAAAUGAAGUUGAAACAAGACCGUACAUGUGUUUUCCCUGCUACAAGGGUAUAAGUAAACAGUGACUUAUUUAGUUAUUUGUUAAACGUAUGGUAAGUACUACCCUAAACAUCCAUCCAACCAAAAAAUGUAUGGGUGUUAUGUCUGUGAAGGCUUUCCCUACAAGAACCAGCACCUUUUAAAGAACAAGAUAUGCUUGUUCUGUAUUUGUCUGCCAAGAGUAUUUCCCAACAAACAGGAAUUGGAGCUUUGAGCUCUGUGAAGGAUUUUGACUGUCUUUUUCAUUAUCCUAUUGCAUUUGCAAGCACCUGGCAAAGAAAUCGCAACAUGACUUAGCUUAGUCCAUCUUUAAGGAAAUAAACAGGAUAACCCCCAUGUUCGUUGGCGUACUUCGCUAAUACUCUGCUUUCUUCAGACAGGGAUUGGGACCAGGUUGUAGAAAGACAACCUUAAAGCACACCACCUACUAGAACAUUUAAUUUUGUGUAUGCUGUAUUUGGAAACAAUUUUGUGUGCAGUACUGAUUCACAAAGGAGGUAUAUCUUGUAAUAAGAACGUCUGAUACAUUAGCUUGAUAAAAACUAUGCAGAGAAAUAAAUCAAACUACGUAUUGAAUUUGAAAAUGAGUGCUCAUAGCUAACAGGAUUUUACUUACACUGUAUCAUGAAAAGAACUUCAUUAUAUAGAAGUGUAACUAUGUAAAAAAAAAAAUGUAGCCAUGCUUCUGUAUAGUCAAAUUACAGGGAUUUUUUUUUUAUAUAGCCUUGUACAGGAAAGUUUGAAAGGAUGUUAAUAAAUACGUUUUCCACUUUAA
This is a messenger RNA of Pantherophis guttatus, 3185 nucleotides long. It is a transcript of the gene RNF13, whose product is annotated as ring finger protein 13. NCBI's taxonomy places the organism in Eukaryota, Metazoa, Chordata, Lepidosauria, Squamata, Colubridae. The record is from RefSeq and is a predicted model, not a curated record.